Molecule: messenger RNA, 1170 nt
Organism: Cygnus atratus (black swan)
Lineage: Eukaryota; Metazoa; Chordata; Aves; Anseriformes; Anatidae
Gene: MTNR1A
Product: melatonin receptor 1A
Biological process (GO): G protein-coupled receptor signaling pathway
Cellular component (GO): membrane
Molecular function (GO): melatonin receptor activity
Source: RefSeq, a predicted model, not a curated record
CGCGGCUGUUUAGCGGCAGUUUCCCGCCACCACCGUUCCCGCGAUCUGCGCGGAGCCCCCGGCGGGAGGGAGCCGACCCCGCGCGGCCCGGCCCGGCCCCGGGGCAGGAUGCGAGCGAACGGCUCCGUCCUGAACGGCUCCGUCCUGCCGCGGGACCCGCCGGCCGAGGACGUCCCGCGCCGCCCGCCCUGGGUCACCUCCACCUUGGCCGCCAUCCUCAUCUUCACCAUCGUGGUGGACCUGCUGGGGAACCUGCUGGUCGUCCUCUCCGUGUACCGCAACAAGAAGCUGCGGAACGCAGGAAAUAUAUUUGUGGUAAGCCUGGCAAUUGCAGACUUGGUCGUAGCAAUCUAUCCAUAUCCACUGGUCCUCACAUCUGUGUUUCACAAUGGAUGGAACCUGGGAUACCUUCACUGCCAGAUUAGUGGCUUCUUGAUGGGUCUAAGUGUCAUUGGAUCAAUUUUCAAUAUUACUGGCAUUGCUAUCAAUCGAUACUGCUAUAUCUGCCACAGCCUCAGAUAUGACAAGCUGUACAGUGACAAGAAUUCUUUGUGCUACGUUGUUCUUAUCUGGAUCCUAACAGUUGUUGCUAUCGUGCCCAACCUGUUUGUGGGGUCUCUCCAGUAUGACCCUAGGAUUUACUCAUGCACGUUUGCACAGUCAGUGAGCUCUGCAUAUACAAUAGCAGUCGUGUUUUUCCACUUCCUGCUUCCCAUGGCCAUAGUUACUUUCUGUUACUUGAGAAUAUGGAUCCUUGUUAUUCAGGUGAGACGAAGGGUUAAACCAGACAACAACCCCAGACUGAAACCACACGACUUCAGAAACUUUCUAACCAUGUUUGUGGUAUUUGUACUGUUUGCAGUCUGCUGGGCUCCCUUGAACUUUAUAGGCCUUGCUGUGGCGGUCAGCCCAGAAACUGUAAUCCCUAGGAUUCCAGAGUGGUUGUUCGUGUCGAGCUAUUACAUGGCAUACUUCAACAGCUGCCUUAACGCUAUCAUAUACGGACUCCUGAAUCAGAACUUCAGAAGAGAAUACAAGAGAAUUAUUGUCAGUUUUUGUACAGCAAAAGUUUUUUUCCAGGACAGUUCUAAUGAUGCAGCAGACAGGGUGAAAAGUAAACCUUCUCCGCUGCUUACAAACAACAAUCAAGUGAAGGUGGACUCUGUGUGA